AUGGUGGUCUGCAAGUUCUACGAGCAGGGGAACUGCAGGUAUGGACAGAACUGCCGAUUCGAGCACCCGAGAUCACAAUCGAACAACCGCUUUGCAGCUUUUGGGCAGGGUGGAGGGGGGGGAUUCAACCGCGGUGGCAACGAUGCGCUGCCGUACCAACUAUCUAAAGAAGCCAUCGAAAAGGACUUGACGUCAGAGGCACCUCAAUGGAUCUUGUCCGCCUACGGUCCGGGUAGGGACGCCCCCGAACAACUCUUUGGAGGCCCCAUGCGCGAGCAGAGUUUCGAGGAGAUGAGGCUUCUCCACCUGAUGGCGACGGCCGCGGGAAACCCUCAACAAGCGCUCAACCAAGCGCAGGAGGUCUACCAGCAAGCCCAGCAGCAGAUGAAGACAGCGGUCGGCAACCUUGACGGGGCAAUCCAGUUCAUCGUGUCCGCCGAGCAGAAGCACCCCAACAGAAUAGACAUCUGCAAGCAGGGGACACAACCGGGUGGCACGACGGGAGAGUUCGCGGUUGGGAGGAGGGCCGCGUCUUCCCUCGGCCAGCAGAACCCCUUUUCAUCAAACUCAUCCUCGGCUACGUCGUCAAACCCAUUUUCCUCGAACAGCCAGCAAACCUCAUCACCCUUUGGUGGCGGGGCCAACACCGCAGCGGCCUCGGGAACCGCCUUCGGCCAGCCGGCCGCCCUGGGGCAACGCCCGAACCCGUUUGGCACGCCCGCCUUUGGACAGCCUUCGCAGCCUUCAUCGGCCUUCGGGCAGCCGGCGCAGCCGACCUCGGCGUUUGGGGCCCCGAGUCAGAGCUCAGCCCCGGCUUUUGGCCAGCCCUCCCAGCCCACGUCUGCCUUUGGAAAACCCGGCGCGCUCGGGGGUGGCACAUCAGCUUUCGGCCAGCCAUCGUCACUAGGCCAGAAGCCGAACCCCUUUGGAGCGCCAGCUUUCGGCCAGCCUGCGCAGCCCGGUGGUAGCUCUGGCAGUGCGUUCGGUCAGCCGUCGCAGUCCGGUGGCAGUGGCAGCGCCUUUGGCCAAGCGAGCGCGUUGGGGCAGAAGCCGAACCCCUUUGGCGGCGCUUCGAGCGGAGCCAGCCCCUUUGCGAGUGCUGCCGCUGGUGGCAACUCGGCCAGUCCCUUUGGCCAAGCGGCGCAGAACACAGCCAGCCCCAGCCCGUUCGGACAACCGGCACAAAACACGACGCAGAAUGCCAGUCCGUUCGGUGCUCCCGCGCAGUCCAACGCCAGCCCGUUCGGGCAGCCCUCCCAGACCGCGGCUCCUAGUGCCUUUGGCCAGCCGUCACAGACGACGUCUGCGAGUCCGUUCGGCCAGCCCGCGCAAACACAGACGGCGGCGAGCAAUCCCUUUGGCGCAAAGCCAGACUCCCAGCCCAGCGCAUUCGGGUCUGCGUCGAUGGAAGCACAACCGACGCAACAGCAGCCGCCACAGCCAACCAGCGCCUUUGGCCAGCCGGCGCAACUCGGCCAGAAGCCAAACCCCUUUGGCCAGAACAACGCGCCGUCGCCCUUCGGCCAGCCAGCGGGCGGCCUCGGCGGGGGCGGAGCAGCAUCAAACCCAUUUGGUGGGCAGCCCGCCGCGCCGCCUGCCGCGCAACAAGCGGCGGCACCCGGGAGUGGGCCGUACCCGCCAGGGAGCUCGAGGCAGCACCCGCCGAUCUCGAGCUACAGCGCCAAGGGUAUGGACGGGCGGCUGAGCAACUGGAAGGGCAAGCCCGUCACGUACCAGAACAACCUUCCCGGGAUCCGGGCCUUCAACGGCGCGUGGACGAGGAUCUGGUUCCCCGACGGCCCGCCCAACUACUACAAGGACACGGAGCUGCCCGACGAGGCUUAUGAUGACAAGUCGAGGCAGCAGUGGCAGGCGUUCAUGCAGACGAGCAAGUUUGAGGGGCUGAUGCCCGAGCUGCCGCCGAAGCGGGAGUUUUGUCUUUGGGACUUGUGA
Colletotrichum graminicola M1.001 is the source of this 1953-nucleotide messenger RNA. RefSeq lists its product as uncharacterized. NCBI's taxonomy places the organism in Eukaryota, Fungi, Ascomycota, Sordariomycetes, Glomerellales, Glomerellaceae. The record is from RefSeq and is a predicted model, not a curated record. Gene Ontology annotation, molecular function: metal ion binding. The coding region runs from base 1 to 1953 and encodes 650 amino acids. The transcript has 4 exons.